Culex quinquefasciatus (southern house mosquito) is the source of this 3000-nucleotide messenger RNA. RefSeq lists its product as uncharacterized. NCBI's taxonomy places the organism in Eukaryota, Metazoa, Arthropoda, Insecta, Diptera, Culicidae. The transcript has a single exon. The record is from RefSeq and is a predicted model, not a curated record. Bases 1 to 3000 code for a protein of 999 amino acids.
AUGGACAAGGACAUGCGCAGAGCAUGGGAAGCAAACCAGAAGGCGGGAGAGUUGCCGACCUACGAGGCCACGAUCGUGUUCUUGAAGGAGAAGCGCAGAAUCGCGGACAAGCUGGAGCAGAACAGUGAAAGUGAAAAAGUGAAACCGCAACGGUCGGUAACAAAAACGAAGACCCUGGUGGUGGCCAGCGAGGGGAAGUGUUCAGUGUGCAACCAGGACCAUGAAGUGAUAAAGUGUGAACAGUUCAAGCAGAAAAGUGUGAACGAGAGGUACAGCCACUUGCGGAAGCAUGGCCUGUGCUUUAAUUGUCUGAGGAAGGGGCACCGCACCGAUGGGUGCACGUCGACGAACUCGUGCCAGAAGUGCAGCAAGCGGCACCAUACCCUGCUUCACACCGAUGGGCCAAAGAAGCAAGAACCGGCUGCAAACACGGCGUCAACGGUCAGCGCAGAAGGCCGCACUCAAUCCGUUCCACCGGCCACGGCGGGAUCGUCCCAGGCUGGCCAAGGUCUGACACUCUGCACCACAUCCGAAGCUCCAAGGAAGCAGACUCUACUCUCGACGGCUGUAGUGCUGGUUUACGGCGCCGGCAGCGUGCCCUACCUGUGUAGGGCGCUGAUUGACUCGUGUUCACAGAACCAUUUCGUGACCGAGCGCUUCGCCAACCUGUUGGCGAGCAAAAAGGAACGGGCUGAUUACCGAGUCAGCGGAUUGAACGGGGGAACUACCAGAAUCAGUCACCUGGUGCGCGCGAAGGUCAAGUCCCGCGUUGGCAACUUUGCUGCCGACCUCGAGCUCCUGGUGGCCCCGAAGAUCACUGGCGACGUGCCGGUGAAGACGAUCGACAUCGAUGGGUGGAACUUGCCACCAGACGUUGAACUUGCGGAUCCCAACUUCAACCAGCGAGGCCGAGUCGACAUGCUGCUCGGAGCGGGCAUAUUCUGGGAUCUCAUGAAGGCGAAGAGAAUCACGCUGGCGGCGAACCUCCCAUCGCUCAGAGACACGGAACUGGGCUGGGUGGUCGGUGGCGUGAUGUCUGAAGGAACACCAGUGAUCGCACGUACGUUCUGCACCGUGAACGAAGACGAAGAGCUGAACAAGCUGCUGAACCGGUUUUGGGAGAUCGAAGGAGUUGAAGAUCUGCGGCGACCGGUGACGUCGACGGCUGAAGAGUGUCUCGAGCACUUCCGGAGCACGUACAGUCGAAAGCCAGACGGGAGGAUUGUUGUUCGCCUCCCGUUCAACGAGCGCAAGAGUGACCUGGGCGUGUCACGAGAGAUGGCGAUUCGUCGGUUCCUGAACCUCGAGCGGCGGCUUGAUCAGCAACCCGACCUGAAACAAGAGUACGCCAAGUUUAUUCACGAGUACGAGCAGCUUGGACACAUGAAGGAAGUCGAUGUCGGACCGUCCGAACCACCUGGAUCCGCAUACUACCUGCCGCAUCACUGCGUCUUGCGGCCCAGCAGUAUUACAACGAAGUUGAGAGUCGUGUUUGACGGCUCUGCGAAAACGUCGACUGGAGUGUCCAUAAACGACGCGCUGAAGGUUGGCCCCACGGUCCAGAACGACCUGCUAUCGAUCCUGCUGAACUUCCGCUGCUACCGGUACGUCUUCACCACGGACAUCCCGAAGAUGUUCCGCCAGAUUGAGCUGCACCCCGAAGACACGCCGUACCAGCGCAUACUUUGGCGUGACGACCGAUCGCAGCUGUUGAAGGUGUUCGAGCUCAAGACGGUGACUUACGGCCUGGCGUCAUCUCCGUUCCACGCGACGAUGGCGUUGAACCAGAUUGCGGAGGAUGGCGAGAAGGAGUUCCCGUUGGCCUCGGCGGCACUGAAGAAAUCGUUCUACGUGGACGACGGACUCUGCGGAGCGCAGUGUGUAGAAGAAGCCCGAUUGCUGAGUCGAGACUUGCGUAAGCUGCUGAACACCGGCGGCUUUGAUGCGCACAAAUGGUGCGCAAAUGAUCCAGCGAUUCUCGAAGAAGUCCCGGAGAGCCUCUGGGGAACAACAUUCGACCUGAAGGACGCGGCUGCCAAGUCGGUCGUGAAGACGCUGGGUGUGGCGUGGAACGCGUCGCAGGACUGGUUCACCUUCACCGUGCUGCCCCCCGAGGAGGAGACGAAGCCGCUGACGCGGCAGAAGGUGCUCAGCGAAAUUGCCAAAUUCUUUGAUCCACUUGGCCUGGCUGGUCCGGUGGUGACAACUGCGAAGCUGAUCUUGCGGAAGGUCGGCACGUUGAAGAACAUCGGCUGGCUGGACCCGGUCCCGGAAAGUGUGGCCAACGAGUGGCGUCGAUUCCGGGAGCAGCUGCCUGCACUGAACGACUUCCGGGUCUCCCGGUGGGUCUACGACGAAGGGGCAGAACGCGUGGAACUCCACGGGUAUUCCGACGCGUCGGACGAUGCGUAUGGCGCAAGCGUGUACGCCCGCAACAUCUACCCGGACGGCAAGAUCACGAUGCGGUUGAUUUGCAGCAAGUCCAAGCUCCUCCCGAAGAAGGUCAAGAACGUCCCGAAAGAAAUCAGCACUCCAAAGGGUGAACUAGAGGGUGCGCUGCUUCUCGCUGAACUGGUUGACAAGCUGGUAAACGUCGUCGAUGUUUGCUUUGAUUCGGUGAAUUUUUGGUGCGAUUCACAAGUAGUGCUGAGCUGGAUCGCGAAGAAGCCCGAAGACCUGGAAUUGUUCAUGGCCAACAGAGUGAGGAAAAUCCAGCAGCUGACCAGCAAGUACCGGUGGGGAUACAUUCCGACGGAUGACAAUCCUGCCGACCUGAUUUCGAGAGGCGUGAUGCCCCAGAACUUGAUCCAGCGGGUCAUUUGGAAGGACGGGCCGGUGUCGAUGAACAAUCGCACAAUCGAGGUUGUGCAACCCCCCCUUCUCGACGGCGCGGACCUCCCGGGAUUGCGAUCCACGAAGUGUCUGGCGCUGGCGGCGCCGAUUCAGCGAUUGCGGAUCUUCGACAAGCUUGAGAUUUCCGUCGACUGCUGCGCAGCAUGA